Molecule: messenger RNA, 1722 nt
Organism: Arachis stenosperma
Lineage: Eukaryota; Viridiplantae; Streptophyta; Magnoliopsida; Fabales; Fabaceae
Exons: 6
Coding region: 645-1613 (322 amino acids)
Source: RefSeq, a predicted model, not a curated record
UAUAUACAAAUAUUCAAUUUCCUUCUUCCUCCUUCCCUUUUUUAGACCCAUUAUCUCAACAUUUUCUUGUCUGUUCAAUGAGUAUUGGUGCUUUUAUUAUGUUAUGCUGGCAGUGAAAAUAAUUGCUCUUGCCUCAAUACUGCAUUUUAUCGUCUCCAUUCUUUGUCUUCCCUUAUUUGUAGAUGUUUAUUAUUUGUUUUUAGAGCAAGAUUGCUCCAUUGAUUACUUGAAAUAUAUGAAGAACUUAUUUAUUUAUUUUUAUUUUUACUUCUUUCAAUCAUCUGAUUAUAGAAACAUCACAAGAAGUCAGUGCUCACCGCCUCACCCACCCAGCCUCUACCAUAAUCUUCUAUCUGCUUCUCGAUGCUCAUCCAGCACCACCAGCGUCUGCUAUCUUCGCCGCUGCUCCUCUGUUUUGCAGCCUCUGAGCCGCGAACUCCAUCGCCGCUUCCAUCUUCACCUGGCCCUUGAACACCCUUAACUUACACCACGAGGACCACGACUCCGCCUUUUGCCUUCUUUGAUUCUGCCUGCUGCUCUUCUGCCCUGUGCUAUCCGGUUCUGCCCUAAUUUCCACCAUCUUCUAGGCAGAAGUUUAUGGUUAAGGUCUUUCAAGCAGAUUUUGUUAAAACAUUGAUCGUGUCAUGACAAGGUUUUGUGAUAUGCUGAAGGAUUGGAUAAAUCUAUCGAGGUAUUGCGAAGAGUAUAUCAAUGGUGUUAUUAGUUUCUUAGACUUUGCAUACUCUGAGGAAGAACCGGACAGACAACAAAUUGAAUGUCCUUGUAAGAGGUGUUGUAAUAUUGAGUGGUAUAAAAGAGAUGUGGUAUUUGACCAUUUAGUAGCCGACGGAUUUGUUAAGGGAUAUAGAACAUGGAUUAAUCACGGGGAAUGGACAAUCCCGAUGGUGGUUGAUGAUAACAGGGAUGAUGAAAAAGGUGCACGCAAUGACAUCGAAGGACUACUUAAUGAUACAUUUGGAGAUGUGCCUCACGCUGAGGGUGUUACUGUAGGCCAAAAUGAAAAGGCUAAAAAGUUUUACAAUUUAAUAGAUGGGGCAAGUCAAGAGUUAUACCCGGGUUGUAAGAAAUUUUUUACAUUGAAUCAGGAAACACAGAAUGCUAUUGAAGACUUCCAAAACCUCCAAGCUGCUUGUGAAACAGAAGAGGAAGUAUUUGAGGCCUUAUUCAGGAAAGAACAACUAGGUCGGCACAAAGAGGAAGUGACAACUUUGAAGGAUAAGCUUGGAGACAUGGAGGCCAAACUGCAGAAACAAGAGGAAAAUAUUCAUGGGUUGUGGAAUAUGGUCAAGUUAAUACUACAGCGAUCUAAACCUGGAAUGAGGUCAAAAGAACUUGAAGCUUUAUUACAAGACGCCCAACACUCUCCAAUUGAUACGAAUAGCGCUCAUGGAGCAACUCAUUUUCCAAAACAUAGAUGUGCUACUUGCGAGGCAGCAGAUCCUGCCACUACCACGAAGCCUCGGCUGCUUGUAAUUACUACUUCAAUUCGACACUUAAGUGGGAUCACUACUCUACCAAAUUGCUUUAAUGAUUUUCUAAUAGAAAUAGAAGUAGAAUCUUUUUUCUUUCAAAAUAGAAUCUUUGACCGCUGAGGCUUUAGCUUAGUGGUCCAUUAUCAUUUCUCUUAUAAUGUUGUACCCAAGUCUCACUAGACACUAGAGACAGUAGGUUGCACACUGAAACAUAAAUAAAGAAGAUAUA